Messenger RNA from Eruca vesicaria subsp. sativa (arugula), 260 nucleotides. The record is from the annotation of a GenBank genome assembly. Lineage: Eukaryota; Viridiplantae; Streptophyta; Magnoliopsida; Brassicales; Brassicaceae.
GUCCUGUUCCUGGUCAAAAAUAUAGUGAAAUAACCUUUCCUAUUCUUGCCCCAGACCCUGCUACUAAUAAAGAUGUUCACUUCUUAAAAUAUCCUAUUUACGUAGGUGGAAAUAGGGGAAGGGGUCAGAUUUAUCCUGAUGGUAGCAAAAGUAACAAUACAGUUUAUAAUGCUACGGCAGGAGGGAUAAUAAGCAAAAUUUUACGAAAAGAAAAAGGGGGAUACGAAAUAACCAUAGUGGAUGCAUCGAAUGAACGCCAA